AUGGGCCAUAACAAUCGUAUUAUACAAAUCAUUGAUUUCAUUUCGGGCAGGUGGUGUUCUUAUGGCCUCGGCAGCCCGGCCCCACCGGGAGGGAUGAACGAUCGGCUGAGGGGUUCAGCAACUUAAGCUCCAGCGACCUUAAUAGUAAGUAGGUACUUGAGAUUCGAAGCCACCAGUACUCUUCUUUCUUCGUGAUUUGAUAUCGCAUCCAGCCAACCUUCAAUCUUGUUUUUCGGAAUUGCUAAGAUGGUUCAAGUCUCAUCCAUCGGCCUCCUGCUUGGCCUAGUUGCGAGUCAGAUCAUUUCCGCUCGUGCGCAGUCUCUCCCGAAGCAACUCGCCGUAGUCCGUCGUCGCUCUGGUCUCACGCACAAAGAGUAUCUGUACUACCAUACACUAGUUCACGGGCAGAAGUCAUGGAACGCACCUCGAGACGACUCCUUCCCGGCAGCCUACAUUCAAAGCCAUGUCUUUGACGGGGUCUUCGGUGCCAACAAUAGCGUAGCAAACCAAGUCUACGUCGGCCGCGACGACAUCGCAGAGCUUUACAGCAGCUCCCCAACGUCCUUCUUGGGCCCACCCUCCACGAACUACACCGAGACGGUGAUCGGUCCUGAUGGAGCCAACUUCAACGACUUUCCGGUUGCCAUGUCAAUGAUCGCGACGGAGACCUUUCUGACCAACAUCACUGUGGGUACCCCGAAACCUCCUGCGAAGCCCGGCAAUGAGCCUCCGGUCGCCUUCUUCUGGGCCAUGGCUACGAAGAAUGCUACGUCGAACGAGACGUUUGCGAGAAAUCUGGCGGAUGCGCUCAUCAAACCCUUGCCCGCCGGAACGAUUUACAACGCCAGUAUCCACGUCCCUAUCCCAGGCGCCGAUGUGAGGCCUUACUUUGGUGGAGCGGACAUGCCGAUCAUCAAUACUGUCAUCAAAUUGUGGCUCAAUGACAGCGGGUCAGCCAUCACACAACUUCGGGCUUCACAAACAAAACUGGAUAGCGCGGCACUCAAUCUGGAUGAGAACCUAUCGUACAUGCUCUUUUCUAGAGAAGUAUUGAUAUGGGACACCAAAGCCGGCAUCGAGUUUGAUAUCCCGCGCCUCGAGGCCGUAUUGAAGGCCGAGAACUAUUGAUCACAGAAGUCGAAGGGUAAUACAUUGGGACCUGAGCUGUUCGGCUUUCAAUGGAGCCUUGUAUUCAUAAAAACCCAAUGAAAUGGACCGCCAUCCUCCCAAAGUCGUCCUCCAGAUACCUCGGGUGGUGAAAGGCCGCUGCGAUGUCGCAUUUUGAAGUGUUGCAUGGGGCCCCACGAUGGUUGGAACCAUUUUGGCUGUUGUCUGAACCAUCUGACCUUAUGUCCCGAGGGUCUCUAUGGUAACCUCUUAAAAAGCCCCGUUACAAAAUGGAGC
Messenger RNA from Colletotrichum acutatum, 1404 nucleotides. RefSeq lists its product as uncharacterized. The coding region runs from base 247 to 1128 and encodes 293 amino acids. The record is from RefSeq and is a predicted model, not a curated record. Lineage: Eukaryota; Fungi; Ascomycota; Sordariomycetes; Glomerellales; Glomerellaceae. The transcript has 2 exons.